AUGCCGAACAUCAGAGACCUGCCCAACGAGCUUUUGCUGUGGAUUGUGUUCAAAGACGACAAUGUUAAUCUUGCGGCGGUUUUGCUCCAGCACAAUGCCAACAUCAAUGCCUUUUACCGAGGGAAAACACCGUUGAUGAGGGCGUUUCAAUACUCUUCCGCUGCAAUGCGCGAGCUGCUGCUCAAUCGUCGAGAGCUAGACCUCAACAUUCAUAAUCAAGCGCGCGAAACCGCGCUGUGGUAUGCCAUUCACUAUGGAAAUUACUCCAUGGUCCAGAGACUUUUAGAAACGGCGCUCCACCUAGCGGUCUUCACUGGCAGGAUAGAGUUCGUACAUCUUCUGCUGUCAAGAGGUAGCAACCCUGAUCUACAGGAUGAUUCAGGCGACUCGCCGUGGGCCUGGGCACGUCAAUUCAAUAGACCCGUGAUGAAAAUGAUUCUUUCCAACGACCCCGACUCCGACUUGUUUCUUGGAACUCAAUCAGCACGGGACGCUCCGCUACCGCUGCAUCAAGCAGUCGCGCAUGGUUCUGUCGCCGCUGUCCGGCGGCUUCUAAGACGAAAAGACCCGGUGCUAGACACCCAGGACCGGAAGGGUUAUACGCCGAUCCAUCUCGCCAUCGAAUGCAAUCGCCCUGAAGCGGUCGAUUUGCUUCUGAGUCACCCGCGUGCCAAUGCGAACUGCAAAGACAAAGAUGGAAAUACGCCGCUUUGGCUUUCUACGUACUCGUCUUACUAUGAGAUAACCGAAAGGCUGUUGGCCGACAAAGACAUCGACGUUAAUCUUAUUGGGGGCCGUGGGAGAUUCGAAAUACCGUCUACAUCUCUACACCACGCCGCGGCCAGAUUGGAUACCGUGCUUCUACGACGGCUGCUUGCGGUGCCAGAGAUCGAUCCGAAUCUAUGCGUUGCAGGUCACUCUCCAAUCUCCAUUGCCGCAUGUCACGGACGCGUGAACACGGUUGCUUGUCUACUGAAUAUGGGGAACGUGGAGAUCAAUGGGAGGGGUUCAAUAGAUCCGCCACUUUGUCGAGCGGCUACACACGGCCAUCACGAUGUGGUCAGGCUAUUAGUGCAACAAGGCACACGUCUGAACAUCAAUGAAAGCACGAUCGCA
Messenger RNA from Penicillium salamii, 1116 nucleotides. NCBI's taxonomy places the organism in Eukaryota, Fungi, Ascomycota, Eurotiomycetes, Eurotiales, Aspergillaceae. The record is from the annotation of a GenBank genome assembly.